This is a messenger RNA of Gossypium raimondii (Peruvian cotton), 1841 nucleotides long. RefSeq names its product AT-hook motif nuclear-localized protein 9. The record is from RefSeq and is a predicted model, not a curated record. The transcript is spliced from 6 exons. Gene Ontology annotation, molecular function: minor groove of adenine-thymine-rich DNA binding. Lineage: Eukaryota; Viridiplantae; Streptophyta; Magnoliopsida; Malvales; Malvaceae. Bases 348 to 1370 code for a protein of 340 amino acids.
AAACAGCUUUUACUAUACAGAAAGAGAGAGAAAGCUCUGCCCUAGAAAAUAUGAAUCCCGAUAAGGACUGGUGUCUGCAAAGGAGCUUUUCGUAGCAAGUAAUAAAAAACGCUUUCUUUUCCAUCCUUUACUCCUCACAGCAAAAAUGGCCUAUUUUCUCUGUUUCUCACUUUGCUUUUAAUUCCUUUCAUCAAUACUCUACUUCAGUCUCUUUGUUUUCCCAACAGAAAAAAAAAUAAAGGACCCAUCUUCUUCAAAGCUUCUUACUUUCAAAAGGCUGGACCUUUUAACAGUUUAACCCCUGUUCACUAAUGCAAAUUCAAGUAUAGGUUAUUUGAGGUAAAUGCAUGGAUCGAAGGGAUGCUAUGGCGUUAUCGGGGUCUGCAUCUUACUAUAUGCAACAACGAGGAAUAACUGGGUCAGGGUCUGGAACACAGUCCGGGGUACAUGGAUCACCUGGCAUUCAUCCAUUAUCUAGUCCAAAUGUGCAAUAUCAAUCAAGCAUUAGUGCCACUACUAUGGGAGCAACCUUACCUGUAGAGCCUUUGUCAGGAAUUACCCCUCAUAAUGUCAAUGUAGGCACACCUCCAGCCAUGCAGCCUGGUGAGGCCGUGAAACGUAAAAGAGGAAGACCUCGGAAAUAUGGACCUGAUGGAACUGUUUCCUUAGCACUGACUCCUGCAUCAGCUACUCAUCCUGGAACAAUAACUCCAAUCCAAAAACGGGGAAGAGGGCGGCCACCGGGUUCUGGAAGGAAGCAACAGUUAUCUUCCCUUGGUGAAUUGCUUUCUGGUUCAGCUGGGAUGAGUUUUACUCCGCAUGUCAUCACCAUUGCAAUAGGAGAAGACAUUGCAACAAAAUUAAUGUCAUUUUCACAGCAAGGACCAAGAGAAGUAUGCAUUUUGUCAGCCAAUGGUGCUGUCUCUACCGUAACUCUUCGACAGCCGUCAUCGUCGGGUGGCACUGUUACGUACGAGGGACGAUUUGAGAUAUUAUGUCUGUCAGGCUCGUACCUGCUGACAAGCAAUACUGGCUCUCGCAAUCGAACUGGUGGUCUUAGUGUUUCUCUUGCCAGUCCUGAUGGCCGUGUCAUUGGGGGAGGUGUUGGAGGGAUGCUUAUCGCAGCAAGCCCCGUGCAGGUGAUUGUGGGGAGUUUUAUAUGGGGUGGAUCAAAGGCAAAGAACAAAAAAGGAGGGCAAGAAGGGGUAAAAGAUUCAGAUGAUCAGAUGGUUGACAAUCUAGUAGCUCCUCCAGGCAUAUCACCAAGUCAAAAUAUGACUCCAAGUGCACCGGCAGGGGUGUGGCCUGGGUCGAGAUCAAUGGAUAUGCGUAACAAUAGCCAUGUCGACAUUGAUCUAAUGCGCGGAUGAUGACUGUUUCCUGGUAAUAGUUUGGGGAGAAAUGUAUAUAGUUUGGUGUUGAAGGGCCAGCGGAUUGUAAUUUGAAAGUGUUAUUGUGGGAAGUGUUGAGAAAGGGAGGGCAGAGCCUGAUUUUUGGCUUUGAUGAUAUUCUCACAUCCAUAUCUACUACCCAUGACAAUGACAGAAUGGGAGUUGCUCUGAUAUUUGUAGCUUUGAUGACCAGUUAGUUAAAUAUUUUAGUAGGUCGUGGUUUCAACUGAUCCUAGACUUGCAUUUCAUUUCUCCUGCUUGAACCAAAUAAGAUAUGCUUCUCUUCUCUUUGUAGACAGCCAUGGCUUUAGUGUUUUGUUUUCCUCAGCAAAUUUCUAGUGUUGUGUAAUCUAUGGGUAGACAAUAUUGCAAGCUUGGUUUUGUAUGGAGGAUUGGAGGUUUUCUUUUUUAAGAUUAAAUAUUUAUUAAAAAAUUGAAGAACUUUCCAGA